UAUUUUGAAAAAAAGAGGAAGCGGGAUUCCGGAAGCUGUGAACUCUUCUGAAUAGCUAGUCGAAGCUAAACCUUUAAAUUCGUACAGUUGAUAAUUUAGUUGUGUAAACUAAAUAUUUUUUGCUGACAUGGCGACAGAAGCAAACCCCCACUGGUCUGAUAUUCUGAAGAGGAGACUAGCAAACUCCCAAAAAGAAAAUAAAAGUGAAGAAGAGAAGAAAACGGAGGAGACGGCUCUUUUUACCAAAUAUUUAUCUCAGUUGAAAGGAGGAGGCGCUGAAGAUGAGUCCUACAAGACCAUCCCACGGUUCUACUACAAGCUACCAGCAGAAGAUGAAGUCCUUCGUCAGAAGCUGAGAGAGGAAUCCAGAGCCGUCUUCCUCCAGAGGAAGAGUAGAGAGCUGUUGGAUAAUGAGGAGCUACAGAACCUGUGGUUUCUACUGGACAAGCAUCAGGUACCUCCGUUAAGUGGAGAAGAGGCCAUGAUCAAUUAUGAAGCAUACGUGCUGGUGCGAGAGAAGGCUGGACCCAAGUGCAGGAAAUUCUUUACAGCUAAAGUGUAUGCCAAACUGCUGAGCAACGAUCCAUACGGCCGAAUCUCCAUCAUGCAGUUCUUUAACUAUGUCAUGAGGAAAGUGUGGCUCCAUCAGACCCGAAUAGGUCUUAGUCUGUAUGAUGUGGCAGGACAGGGCUACCUCAGAGAGUCGGAUUUGGAAAAUUACAUCUUGGAGUUGAUUCCCACUCUGCCUCAGUUGGACGGACUGGAGAAGUCUUUUUAUUCAUUCUAUGUUUGCACUGCUGUUCGCAAGUUCUUUUUCUUCCUUGACCCGCUGCGAACAGGAAAGAUAAAAAUCCAGGAUAUCUUGGCCUGCAGUUUUUUGGAUGACUUGCUUGAGUUAAGAGAUGAAGAAUUGUCCAAAGAAAGCCAAGAGUCCAACUGGUUUUCAGCCCCGUCGGCUCUCAGAGUUUACGGCCAGUACCUGAACCUUGACAAGGACCACAACGGCAUGCUGAGCAAAGAGGAGCUGUCCCGAUACGGCACUGCCACCCUCACCUCCGUCUUUCUGGACCGAGUCUUUCAGGAGUGUCUCACUUAUGACGGAGAAAUGGACUAUAAGACCUACCUAGACUUUGUAUUAGCCUUGGAAAACAAGAAGGAACCUGCAGGAAUACAGUAUAUCUUCAAACUGUUGGACAUGGAGAACCGAGGAUACCUCAAUGUUUUCGCUCUAAACUAUUUCUUCAGGGCCAUUCAGGAGCAGAUGAAGCAGCACGGUCAAGAGCCCGUCUCCUUCCAGGACGUCAAGGAUGAGAUCUUUGACAUGGUGAAGCCUCAGGACCCGUACAAGAUCACCCUCCAGGAUUUGGUGAACUGUUGCCAGGGCGACACGGUCGUCAGCAUCCUAAUUGACCUCAAUGGUUUCUGGACCUAUGAGAACAGAGAGGUGCUGGUUGCCAGUGACAACGACAGCAGCAACACAGUUGAUCUUGAAGACACCUAACAUGGACACCUUAAAUAUUUGCUAACAGAAGUAGCAUCUGUGGCUCCACAGUGAGUUUCAAAACAGAAAUACAUGAAUUACAGGAAGAAGGUUUAAUAUUUAAAACAAAACGACCCAUUUAACUAAGUGUAACAGUCAGGUCAGUUUCUGUGUUGUAUGAAUAUUCUCAUCAUUCUGUAAAGAAACGUUUUCAGGAAAGUCUUCUUCUUCCUCAGUUUCUGUACCUCAAACACUGAAGGAUGUUUUUCAUUUUCACAGUUUUAUGCAACAUUUGUACAAAGUUUAAAUAUACAUUUCUAAAAUUA
Molecule: messenger RNA, 1806 nt
Organism: Oryzias melastigma (Indian medaka)
Lineage: Eukaryota; Metazoa; Chordata; Actinopteri; Beloniformes; Adrianichthyidae
Gene: ppp2r3c
Product: protein phosphatase 2, regulatory subunit B'', gamma
Exons: 13
Coding region: 128-1501 (457 amino acids)
Biological process (GO): regulation of dephosphorylation; T cell homeostasis; cortical cytoskeleton organization
Cellular component (GO): centrosome; spindle
Source: RefSeq, a predicted model, not a curated record